AUGAGUUUGCUAUUGAGGCGACGUUCGCGCAGCGAGACACGUCCUCAAGCGAAUCCGGUAGAGAAGCCCAAACAGCCGGAAUCGAAUAUUUCGGACAGGCAGCAGCAGCAGCAGACGAAGCAACACCAGAUGCGCCACCACCAGCCGCAUGCCAGUGAACAGAAUCUGAACAAACUGGGCCUGGUUUCCAGUGGCAGUGGCUCCAGUGGAAUGGGCAGGCGCAAGACAUCCGCGGAGCUCAUAAGCGAGGCCAAGAUGUUCCUGGGCGAAUCGGUAAACGCCGUUCCACUGAUGGCCACCGGCGGUGCUCGUUUGGUUAGCACUCGACGCCCUAUUACGCCCCGCGAAUCCGGACGAGUUUUGUACGGCAAAGUUGCCCUGGCUGGACGACCACCAAGUGCCUUUUCCAUGCGGUAUCUGCAGAACGAGAAACCAUCGACGCCCCGCCAGUUGCCGGCUCUAUCUGGUUCUGGUCCCGCCACACCCAUGCCCACCCGGAAUGGCGCUCUGCUCUGUCAGUCCAGCACAGAAACGCUGAUCGAACUGCUCAAGCAGCACAGUGGUCUCAAGGAUUGCAGCGACGAGACAGUGCAGCACAUUAAUGCGAUCCUCCAGGAGCUUUAUACGCGUGUGAGAAAGCAGGAGCGCAACUACAAGCGCGGCUUCAUCCUAGGAGGACUCUAUGGUUUGGUGGAGUGCAGUUCUCCACGCGUUCUUUUGGCUGUGGCUCGCGUGGUUCUGGCUCUUCGGGUGACGGGCAGCAAUCUCACGGGUGCCUGCAAGCUGAUCUUCAAGGUGGCCAGGCACGAGCAGCAUGAUGCACUGUUCCACGAACACGACGUGCUGGAAUUGCUCAUUGAUGGUUUGGGACACGCCUCGCCACUGGAUGAGCCGGAGGCGUGCAUUUAUGCCUAUGGUUGCAUACGUUUUCUGACCGCCAGCAGUGCCCAGGAGCGGGAUGAUGCCCUCAACCGCAAUUGGAUUGGUUUGGAGAGCUCCGGCGAGAGUCAGUCGCUGCCCAUUCCUGCUCUAAUGCCUCCAGCUCUGUCGGCCAUCUCGACAUCGCUUUGCCCCAGAAAAUUGACGGGUCAGCAAACGUUAGUGUCCCGCCUGGCUCGUCAUGGCGCCGUGGAGCUGAUGAUCCUGCACCUGCAGAUGUUGAAUGAGGCUGGAGCCACCAAACGGCUCCAGGGUCCGCCGCUACACACACUCUAUCAACUGUCGGCGGCCAUGAGAGCUCUGGCAGAUGUUUCCCAGCAACAGCAGCGUUUGCAGCUUCAACUGCAACUGGCAUGUCCACAUCUCAUCCGAGCGGCCGAGGUUUCCAUGGGCGAACUGGAGGUCCAGGCCAAUGUGGUGCGCACUCUCAGUGUGCUUUCGGAGGACUCUGAUUGCUGUGAAACGCUGCACAACUAUGCUGCCAGGAUUGGGCUGCUCCUGGGUCCUUCGUGUGUUGGCGGUGGGCAGUGCAGUGAACGGCUCCUGGCGAUUCUAAGUCGUUUGGGCUACAUGCUUGGCAACAUACUGGCCAAACACGAAUCUGCGCGCAUACAGUACUUUCACAACGAUGUGGCCAUGGAGUAUCUUCUAAAUGUCCUGGAACAGCUGAACGAACGCUCACCCAGCAGUGUGGCUCACUUGGAUGCUCAAAUCAAGUUGAUACGAGUGGUGGCCAAUAUGAGUGUGAAUCCCGAGGUGGGCGCAGGCUUGGGAAAUGUGCGUUCUUUGGGCGCUGUGCUGCUGAAGCUUUUGAGCAAGACCAGCGAGGAGUUGGCCAAGAAAAAGUCGCCGGAACAGCAGGAGCUUUUGCAUGCCACCUUGGGAGCCCUGCACAAUCUGUGUUUCUACCAGGACAAACAGGCAGCUGUGCAGCCGUUGGCCAAGGGAUCUCUGCAGAGUCUGAUUGACGACUUGUCCGCCUCGUUGGCCAAAGUGUUGGGCAACUGCCAGACGGCGGUGACCAAAGUGGAGCUGGCCCGUGUGCUGGGUAACCUGACGAGGAACGAGCAGGCACGUCGUUGUUUCUGUACCGCCGGAGGAUUGCCAUUGAUGGUGCAGCAACUGACGAAACAGGCAGCUGGCCAGGACUAUGAGCUGCGCACCUGUGCCAUUGGUGUCCUGGUGAACCUCUUGGGCGAUGGCGAACAGCGAGGUCCAUUUCUGCAACUGAGAGGAGCCGAACUGCUGUCGCUACUGCUGCGUGGAUCCCUGGAGCAGGAGGACUGGUUUCUGGCCAACAUUGUUUGCCAGGCCCUCUGGAAUCUUCUCAUCGACGGUCAUUGUGCGGCUAAUCUCUGCCAGACCGGUAAUAUACUCGAUGAAGUCAGUGAUCUUCUGGCCGAUUAUCUCGAUGAGGAUCGAUUAUCACCCGGCGAUGACGAUAACGAGAACGAUAACGACGAGGAUGAUCCGGAGCGUGAAUCGGAGGAUUUGGAUGCUACGGAAACGGACCCGGAAGCGCACGAUGCCUUGUGGGAGGAUUUCGCACUGGUGGCCACCGAUUUGCUGGAACGCAUCCAAAACAACUUCGAUAGGCAGCAGCAAUCGCAGGCAUUGUUACCCCAAAAUGCCGACAACGAAGAUGAUAACGAUGUAUUUAUCGAAGAAAUGUAG
Molecule: messenger RNA, 2613 nt
Organism: Drosophila teissieri
Lineage: Eukaryota; Metazoa; Arthropoda; Insecta; Diptera; Drosophilidae
Product: armadillo repeat-containing protein 2
Exons: 7
Coding region: 1-2613 (870 amino acids)
Biological process (GO): cilium organization
Molecular function (GO): protein binding
Source: RefSeq, a predicted model, not a curated record